AUGGCUCCCCGUACCGACUUCCCGCGCAUUCGCGCCUGUCUCUUUGACAUGGACGGCCUGCUCCUCGACACCGAAGACAUCUACACCAAGUGCACCAACAUCAUCCUCGAGCGCUACGGAAAGCCCAACCUGCCGUGGCCCAUCAAGGCUCGCCUCCAGGGCCGCCCCGGUCCAGCCGCCACCAAGAUCUUCUUCGACUGGGCCGACCUGCCCAUCGACCAGGACGAGUACACCAGACAAAACUCCAUCCUCCAGGCGCAAGAGUUCCCCAACACGCGGCCCCUCCCGGGGGUCGCCGACCUGCUCGCCAGCCUCGGCCGCACCCGCUACUACAACCUCAAGGAAGGGGAGGACACCUCCAAGCGCGUCCACAUCGCCCUCGCCACCAGCUCGCACGAGGCCAACUUCCGCGUCAAGACCAACCACCUGACCGACCUCUUCUCCGUCUUCCCCACCCACCGCCGCGUCCUCGGCGACGACACCCGCCUCCAGGCCGGUCGGGGCAAACCCCUCCCGGACAUCUUCCUCCUCGCCCUCAAGACCAUCAACGACUCCCUCCCCGCCGGAGAACCCGCCAUCAAGCCCGAGGAGUGCCUCGUCUUCGAGGACUCCGUCCCGGGCGUCGAGGCCGGUCGCCGCGCGGGCAUGCGCGUCAUCUGGUGCCCCCACCCCGAGCUGAAGAAGGUGUACGCCGGGCGCGAGGGGGAGAUCCUCGCCGGCCGCAUGGGCGAGGCGGGCGAGAUCGACAUGCACCAGGUCGGCGAGCUGGACGACGGCUGGGCAGAGUACCUCCCCGCACUCGAGGACUUCCCCUACGCCAAAUUUGGCAUCGAGGUUCCCCCUGCUUCCGUCGAGGAGGAGGAUGUCAUGAAGAAUGACAACGGCCUCACUGCCGUCUAA
Clonostachys byssicola is the source of this 900-nucleotide messenger RNA. The record is from the annotation of a GenBank genome assembly. Lineage: Eukaryota; Fungi; Ascomycota; Sordariomycetes; Hypocreales; Bionectriaceae.